AUGUCCCCACCGCCUGUCCGCGUCGCCAUCAUCGGCCUCUCGAAAUCAGCCACCACGUCAUGGGCAUCCACUGCUCACCUCCCCAAUCUCUUGACCGAUGCCGGGCGUGAGCGGUUUAAGAUUGUGGCGCUGUUGAACACGAGCGUCGCCAAGGCCGAGGCGGCCAUCCAAGCGUACGGACUCGACCCGAAGACGACCAAGGCGUACGGCCACCCCGACGACCUGGCGGCCGACCCCGACGUCGACCUUGUGCUGUGCUCGACGCGCGUGGACACGCACUACGCCGCCCUCUUGCCCAGCCUCCAGAGCGGCAAGGACGUGUAUGUGGAGUGGCCCAUUGCGUCGAACCUGGCGGACACGGAGGCGCUCGUGGCGGCGGCCCGGGCGAGCGGUGCCGGCACGGUUGUGGGCGUGCAGCGGCGGUAUGCGCCGAUGGUGCUCAAGGUACAGGAGCUGCUGGACGCCGGGGCGAUUGGCAAGCUGCUGAACGUGCAGGUGAACGUGCACAACGGCUUUGUGAGCUCGGACGUGAAACCGGCCGGGCUCAAGUACUUUGUCGAGCGCGCCGUUGGCGGCAAUCCCAUUACGAUUAUCAUUGGACAUUUGCUGGAUGCUGUCGAAACAACUGUCGGCAACUUUAUCCCGGGGACUUUGCACUCGCACACGCAGCUGCAGAAGCCAGAAAUAAAAAUUAUCGAUCCGGCCACCAAGGGGAUUAUCGAGACCGUUCGCUCCGACGUUCCCGAUCUCCUGUCUCUUCAUGGCUUCGUCAAGUCGGCCCGCACCCACAACGAGCCGGCCACGCUCACCCUCCACUACGAGCGCGGCUUCCAGUUCCCCGGCCAUCCAUCGCUAGAAUGGACGAUGACGGGCACCACGGGCAAGAUCCGCGUCGUGGAGCCGGCCGGAACGUCGUUUGAGACGGACCCGGGCCCGGACGGCCUCACCAUUCAGCUCUGGACGUUUGACACGAACAAAGUCGAGGACGUGCCGUGGGGCUACAGCGACCUCCAGCUGCAGGUGAAUCCACGGGCGCGCACCACGCAGACGCUGCUGUACGCGUAUGCCGACGCCAAGCGCGGCCUGACGAAAGACGACAUCCGCAAAACCCCGGAAUGGCCGACCCUGGAGAGUGGUGCGGCACGGGCGGCCGAGAUGGAGGAGUGGCUGAGCUCGUUCAAAGCGUGA
Messenger RNA from Sporothrix schenckii 1099-18, 1188 nucleotides. Its product is annotated as oxidoreductase. The record is from RefSeq and is a predicted model, not a curated record. The transcript has 3 exons. Bases 1 to 1188 code for a protein of 395 amino acids. NCBI's taxonomy places the organism in Eukaryota, Fungi, Ascomycota, Sordariomycetes, Ophiostomatales, Ophiostomataceae. Gene Ontology annotation, molecular function: nucleotide binding.